Molecule: messenger RNA, 2454 nt
Organism: Adelges cooleyi (spruce gall adelgid)
Lineage: Eukaryota; Metazoa; Arthropoda; Insecta; Hemiptera; Adelgidae
Exons: 5
Coding region: 1-2454 (817 amino acids)
Source: RefSeq, a predicted model, not a curated record
AUGUCGAGAGCAUUAGAGAGUGUCGAGUUAAAGAAGACUAUUAUCAACCGGAAUUGCCUGACACAAUUGGAACACGAACAACUACUAUCUACACCAAAAGGAUACAUAUUUGUGGGCGAUGCGCAAAGAAGAGCCGAACUAAAAAAAUGCACGAAAGAUAACAUGAAUACCAGACUCGACACAGGCGACAUGCGACCAACAGUUGCAUCAAUGCCAAAACAGCAUACGAUAGCAAGUCUCUGCAAAUAUUUUAACAGUCUUGAAAUACAAUGCAACUCGCCGGCUUGGCGACAAGAAUUCAUAAGCACCGUGAUGAACAGCGUGCUGCAAAUAAUCACCAGUGAUAUAAGUGUAGUAAAUACUUCUGAGACAGCCAACAUUAUUCUCAAAACUCUAGAUAGUAUUACUAAUAGUAAGACAACUAUGUCGUCACCCAAAGACCGAUUACAAGAAGUGCAGGUAUACUUGUCUUCGGCGUUAGCGCCUUGGUUAGAAAAGCCGACAGAUAAUAUAUGUGCGGACGCAGGGAAAACAAUUAGUAGAAAAGUUAGUAAAGCUGGAGCUGAUGGAAAAAGUGGCACAGGUGUUGCAGGUAGAAAAUACGGUAAAUCUGGUGCUGAUGGGAAAGGUGGUAGAGCUGGUGUUGGUGAAACAGAUGGUAAUACUGGAGGUGAUGAAAAGAGUGGUGGUGAAGGAAGAUAUGAAAAAAGCGGUACAGCUGGUGUUGGUGCAAAAAGUAGCAAAGGUACUUAUGGUGGAAAAGGUGAAAAAGGCGGUAAAGUUGGCGCUGAUGGAAAAAGUGGUACAGGUGCUGCUGUUGGGAAAGAAGGUAAAGCUGGCACUGCUGAGAAAAGUGUUAGAGAUGCUGAUAGUAAUAAAGGCGGCAAAGUUGGCGCAGAUGGAAAAAGUGGUACAGGUGCUGCUGGUGGUAAAGAAGGUAAAGCUGGUGCUGAUGGAAAAAGUGGUAAAGAUGCUAACAGUGGUAAAACUGGAGCUGAUGGAAAAAGCGGCACAAGUGUUGCAGGUCGAAAAUCUUAUAAAUCUGGUGCUGAUGGAAAAAGUGGUAAAGAUGCUAACAGUGGUAAAACUGGAGCUGAUGGAAAAAGCGGUACAAGUGUUGCAGGUAGAAAAUCUUUUAAAUCUGGUGCCGAUGGAAAAAGCGGUAGAGCUGGUGUUGGUGAAACAGAUGGUAAUACUGGAGGUGAUGAAAAAAGUGGUAUAACUGGUGUUGGUGGUGCUGAAAAAAGUGGUAAAGGUGGAAAAGGUGGUAAAGCUGGAACUGAUGGUAAAAGUGGCACAGGUUUUGAUGGUGGAAAAAGUGGAAAAGGCGGUAAAGCUAGCGCUGAUGGAAAAAGAGGUAAAGAUGUUGAUAGUGAAACAGGUGGUAAAGCUGGAGCUGAUGGUAAAAGUGGCACAGGUGCUGAUGGUGGAAAAAGUGGAAAAGGCGGUAAAGCUAGCGCUGAUGGAAAAAGAGGUAAAGAUGUUGAUAGUGAAACAGGCGGUAAAGCUGGAGCUGACAGAAAAAGUGGUACAGGUGCUGAAGAUGGAAAAGGUGGUAAAGCAGGGGCUCGUGGAAAAAGUGGUAAAGAUGCUGAUGGUGAUAAAGGUGGUAAAUCUGGAGCUGAUGGAAAAAGUGGAACAAAUGCUGCUGGUGGAAAAAGUGACAAAGCUGGCACUGGUGGAAAAAGUGGUAACGAUGCCGAUGGUGGAAAAAGCGGUAAAGCUAGAGCUGAUGGAAAAGGUGGCACAGGUGCUGAUGGUGGAAAAGACAGUAAAGCAAUAGCUGAUGGAAAAAGUGGUAACGAUGCCGAUGGUGGAAAAAGCGGUAAAGGUGAAGCUGAUGGAAAAGGUGGCACAGGUGCUGAUGGUGGAAAAGAUAGUAAAGCAAUAGCUAGUGGAAGAAGUGGUAAAGAUUCUGCUGGUGGGAUAAAUGGUACCGCUGGUGUCGGAACUGGCGCUGAUGGAAAAAGUGAUACAGCUGGUGUCGGUGCUGGUGGCACAAAUAAAAAUACUGAGCAUGAAACAACUUACCCAGACAUCCAUUCUUCAGGAAAAGAUAACGAAAAAACUAUGAAAGACAUGAGCCAUCGUCCUGGAGACCAGGACGGCAGACAAGAGUUGGAUAAAACGGAAAAAGACGAUGAUGGACGUCUUGCCUUAGAAGUGGAACAUGAAUUUCAGGCCCACAUGUCUGAACUAUUGGCUGAAUGUAUUAGGAAACACGAGACGCGGAAAACCCAAGCUCAACCGUCAAAAAAAGGUGUAACGUUUACGGAUAAAACGGAUCUAAAAACCACGUGCCCUGGAAUAAAUACCAAGGAUUUACAUUUGAGGAAACAAGACGAGUUAAAGAUUGCAUAUUCAGAAACAGAAUUCAAACCGCAUUUGAAUAUUUCCAAUAAAAUAUCCAUUUACACGCACACCCAGUCGCUUUUAGUGGAAUUUGCUGUCUAA